AUGCUUGAAAGUGGUUUGAAGUUUCAAAAGGCGUUCAAGAGGCUAGGGGAGAGAGAUAAAGAAUAUGCUCUAAUGCAAGGUGGUAUUCCGAGGAAUAUUGAUUGGGACAAUGCAAAACACUUUAUGAAAUUCUUGAAAAUUUUUCAUGAUGUUACAAAGAGUGUGUCUGGUAGUUUGCUUGUGACUUCUUCUCAAUAUUUUCAUGAGUUUUGUAAUAUUUUGCGAAUGUUCAAGGCUUCUUGUGGUAGUCGAGAUCCAUUACUUGGGAGUAUGGCUGAGAGGAUGAAGUUUAAGUAUGACAAGUACUGGGGUAACGUAAAAAAUAUCAAUAUGAUGAUUUUUGUUGCUGUGGUUCUUGAUCCUAGAUACAAGUUUAAGUUUGUGAACUUUUGCUUUGAAAAGCUAUAUGAUAAGGAUGAUGCUGAUUUUUUGGGUGCAAAAGUGAAAGAGACCUUCUCCAACAUGUUUAAAUGCUAUGUGAGUGCAAAUAAUGGGGGUAGAUCUUUUACUUCAGCAACAAUGGAUGGUGCAUCAGAUGUGGGAGUACCUGAUGGCGACAUGGCUGGUGAUUUUUUCAAGGAAGUGCAUUUUCAUGAGAUCAUCAACAAGAAUGAGGUGGAUUUGUAUUUGAUGGAUGGUUUAGAGAAGCCUCGUGAUCAAAAUACUUUUGACAUAUUGAAUUGGUGGAAGACAGUUGAGGCAUCGAUAUGCACACAAAAUUGGCUUCGUGCUUCUCCAAUGACAACUGAUUUUGAAGAGCUUAUUGAAGAGUUUGAGAAACUUGAAUUAAAAAUUGCACCAACCGGAGAAGAUGAGGAUGAGUCUGGUGUGGAUUCAGAUUAA
This is a messenger RNA of Arachis stenosperma, 843 nucleotides long. Its product is annotated as zinc finger BED domain-containing protein RICESLEEPER 2-like. Bases 1 to 843 code for a protein of 280 amino acids. NCBI's taxonomy places the organism in Eukaryota, Viridiplantae, Streptophyta, Magnoliopsida, Fabales, Fabaceae. The record is from RefSeq and is a predicted model, not a curated record. The transcript is spliced from 3 exons. Gene Ontology annotation, molecular function: DNA binding.